Dichotomopilus funicola is the source of this 1593-nucleotide messenger RNA. Its product is annotated as histidine phosphatase superfamily. The record is from RefSeq and is a predicted model, not a curated record. NCBI's taxonomy places the organism in Eukaryota, Fungi, Ascomycota, Sordariomycetes, Sordariales, Chaetomiaceae. The transcript is spliced from 2 exons. Bases 1 to 1593 code for a protein of 530 amino acids. Gene Ontology annotation, molecular function: acid phosphatase activity.
AUGGCAGCCGUUGUUGACUGGUUUCGUCGCGCCCGCUCGGGGUAUGCGCCCCUUCCAGACGACGGGGCCGCCGACCGUGCCGAAAGCCAGACCGGCCACAACCGAUCUGCGGGCCAACAGCAUCUCGACCGCCCUGCCCGGAGCGACCGUACCCGGCGGGUCGUGAAGAUCGCCGGAAUCGUCCUAAUGGUGUCGGUCGUGGGCUCUCUGGCCGUGGUGUUGACACGAUCUCGUGGCGAGGAGUGCGAUAACUCCGAACAUGGCUUCCAGUGCGGCACGGCCGUUUCGCGAUCAUGGGGCCAGUACUCGCCCUACUUUUCCGUCCCGUCCGAGAUCGACCCCGGCGCCCCUGAAGGCUGCGAUAUUACCUUUGCCCAAGUCCUGUCCCGCCACGGGGCGAGAGCACCAACGCUGGGGAAAGCAAUUCACUACGCUGCGCUAAUCGACAAGAUUCACAAUGGCGCAAUCUACUAUAGCCCCGGCUUCGACUUCCUACGCAUCUACAACUACACCUUGGGGGCUGACCAGCUGACCCAAAUGGGUCAGCAACAGAUGGUCAAUUCGGGCCUCAAAUUCUACCACCGCUACCGGCCGCUCGCUCGCCAGUCUCUCCCCUUCAUCCGAACAGCAGGCCAGGACCGAGUCGUUCACUCGGCCGAGAAUUUCACACAGGGCUUUCACUCGGCCCUACUCGCCGAUCGCCGAUCCACCCUCCAUCCGACCCUCCCCUACGACAUGGUCAUCAUCCCCGAGACCGCUGGCACCAACAACAGCCUAAGCCAUGGCCUCUGCACCGUGUUUGAAGACACCCACUCGGGCCUAGGCGAUGCCGCGCAAGCUGAUUUCCUAUCCACUUUCGUCCCGGCCAUCGCCGCCCGUUUCAACACCAAGAUGCCUGGCACCAACAUCACCGAAUCCGAUGUCAUCCACCUAAUGGACCUCUGCCCCUUCGAGACGGUCGCAUCCCCCUCGGCCGACCCCCUCGCUCCCUUUUGCCAGCUCUUCAGUGCUGAAGAAUGGCGUGGGUACGACUACUUCCAGACUCUGGGCAAGUGGUACGGCUACGGCCCAGGUGGCCCACUCGGGCCAACCCAAGGGGUCGGGUUUGUCAAUGAGCUGCUAGCACGGCUCACGGGACAACCGGUACGGGAUGGGACGUCCACGAAUCGGACCUUGGAUGCGGAUGAGAAGACGUUCCCGCUCGGCAGGGCGUUGUAUGCGGAUUUCAGUCAUGACAAUGAUAUGAUGGGGGUUCUGGGGGCUUUGGGGGUGUAUGAUGGAGUAAAGUGGCUCGACAAUAGCACUCGGCAGGAGCCGGAGGAGAUUGGUGGAUUUGCGGCGAGUUGGGCGGUGCCGUUCGCGUCGCGGAUUUAUGUCGAGAAGAUGCGGUGCAAGCCUCGACACGCCGCGGCCGCGGAAGGUAAAGGAAGCCUUGAUGCGGAAGAGGAGAUGGUGCGGGUGUUGGUGAAUGAUCGGGUUAUCAAGUUGCGGGGAUGCGGUGCCGAUGAUAGGGGGUUGUGUACGCUGAGCAAGUUCGUGGAGAGCAUGUCGUUUGCGAGGCGAGAUGGGGAGUGGGAUAAGUGUUUUAUUUGA